CGGGUUUAGGUUUACCAUAACGUCGUCGUUUCAAGCACAGAAUUAUUUGUCAUCCAUCUUCUCCCGCAUCCCGUAUUAUUCCAGUAAAAUAUCACAUUUUAUUCCGGUAGAACACCGAGCAACACUGUCGCACUGAGUUAUCACUCAUCAAUUCAACCCUCUUCACAUUUCGCAUAGAAUUAGCCUUAAAUCCUUUGAAGUUACUUUAGUUUUUUUUCGCUCCCAUAGCCACCCUGAAUUCCUCCGCAGGAUUUUUUUUCUUUUUUUCUUUUGAAAUUCAAGAAUUACUUUCCACUCAUUGGAUGCUCUACUGGUUCUUUUUAAUUCGAGGAACUCGAGGUUGUUUGCUGGAUAUUUCCCCUUUCACCUAUCAAUUUUAACUCCCAGAAAAAAUAAAAUAAGUUGGCCCUGGAGUUUUCGAAUAGAUGGCUCUUCAUUGUAGCUCAUUGAGUUUCAGCUGUGUUGGGCCGUCCAAUCGGUUGAUGGGCCCAUCUUUGUUUUUCAGGAAUUGCCUUAUUGUGAAACCAUCAGCCUUUUCAUCUCCGUCGCCAUCUUCGUUUGUAAGAUUCAGACUUCAAGGAAUUGUGACGAGCACCACAAGUGCAGCUCAAGUGGAGGUUGAAUAUGAAGUUGCAGAGGGGUGCACGAUAACCGAAUUUUGUGACAAGAUAAUCGAUGUUUUCCUGAAUGAGAAGCCUAAGUCUAAGGACUGGAAAAGAUAUUUGAUUUUCAGAGAUGAGUGGGGCAAGUACCGGGAAAGGUUCUACAGUCGCUGUAAAGUGCGUGCGGAUGCUGAAAGUGAUUCCCAACUGAAGCAAAAAUUAAUCAACUUAUCCGUAAAAGUCAAAAAGAUUGAUGAUGAAAUGGGAAAGCAUGCUGAGCUCUUGAAAGAGAUAGAAGAUAAUCCCAUGGAUAUAAAUGCUAUAGUAGCAAGGAGACGUGUGGACUUUACUGAGGACUUUUUUCGCCAUCUCACUUUGCUCUCUGAAAUAUAUGACGGCUUGGAGGACAGAGAUGCAAUUGCUCGACUGGGAGCACGAUGCCUAUCAGCUGUCAGUGCCUUUGAUAACACUCUGGAAAUUGUUGGCACAUUAGACACUGCCCAGGAGAAAUUUGACGACAUCUUGAAUUCUCCUUCAAUAGAUGAGGCCUGUGAGAAAAUCAAAAGCCUGGCCAAGGGAAAAGCACUCGACUCUUCUCUUAUUUUGUUGAUAAAUGGUGCUUGGGCAUCAGCCAAAGAGUCAACUACGAUGAAAAACGAGGUGAAAGAUAUAAUGUACCGACUUUACAAGGCAACACAAAGUAGUUUGAGAAGUAUUGCACCAAAGGAAAUUAAGCUUCUCAAGUAUUUGCUUAACAUCACGGACCCCGAAGAACGAUUCUCAGCAUUAGCCACAGCUUUCUCACCUGGUGACGAACGUGAUACCAAACAACCAAACGCUAUAUACACGUCACCUAAAGAGCUGCAUAAGUGGAUUAAGAUCAUGCUCGAUGCUUAUCAUUUGAGUACAGAGGAAAAUGAAAUUAGGGAAGCCAAGAAAAUGAAUCAACCUGUCGUGAUACAGAGACUUUUCAUUCUUAAAGAAACUAUUGAAGCAGAGUACUUGGAGAAGAAUACCAACACAGAGACAGAUGUGAACUCAGAGGAAUCUUGAGGUACAAAUUUCAUUAAUUAGCACUGUUUCAGGUAUAAGUUUUUUUUUUUUUUUCNUUUCACUGAUAUGUAAAACGUGAGACUUUUUAACUAAUUUACCUUAAAGUCUGAAAUUCGAAUAUGUAAAAUUGUCGCGCCUGAUAAAACAGAAUUGAGUGACUCAGAAUCGGUUUUUGGGAAUCUUUUGAUGUGUAAUUUGUGGGGCAUUCACGUUUUUGGUGCAUGUUUUGUUUAGAUAAAACAGAAAGCCAUGGCCGAUUCUGGUUAUCAGUUUGUUUUUUUGCUAAUGUAAUAAAGUCGUUGUAGUACGCAUAAAAAGCGGGAAGCUUUUUGUUGUACUGCUAAAUCCACGCGGAAAGAUUCUCG
Striga asiatica is the source of this 2020-nucleotide messenger RNA. NCBI's taxonomy places the organism in Eukaryota, Viridiplantae, Streptophyta, Magnoliopsida, Lamiales, Orobanchaceae. The record is from the annotation of a GenBank genome assembly.